GAAGAAGAAGAGGAAGAAUGGUAGUGAUGCCGAAUCUCCCAGUCGACAUAACCAAGGAGAUACUCUCAAGGCUACCAGUGAAGUCCCUACUUCGAUUCAGGUGCGUAUCCAAACUUUGGCGAUGUUUGAUUAGCGAUUCUUACUUCAUCACUCUGCACCUCAAUCGAUCCAAGGAGAAAAAGCAGGCUUCUCUCGUUAUCAUAACUAAUGAUGAUGAUAGUUCAAUCUCUUACACAAUGGUAGAAGAGGUCAAUAAUUCUUCGUGUCAUAAUAAAUUUAUUGAUUUGCCUUUCUUAACUCGCAUCGAAUUGGGGAAUUGCGGGCGUAAGCUGGACGUCAUUGGAUUGGGUUUGUGCAAUGGGUUGUUAUGUUUUUCGUUGUCAAGGUUUGGCUGUAUUUGUUUCAAUGACCCCAUAUACCUUUUGAAUCCAGCCACUCGAGAACUAAAGGAGCUUCCUCCACAUUCUUCUCCCACUGAAUUAUAUCAGGGCGAACGUUUCACUUGGGUCGGAUUUGGGUUUGAUCCCAUGAGUAGAGACUACAAAGUCGUUAAGAUUGUAUACACUUAUAAUUGUGGAGGAUCCACAAUUCUGCGGAGCGAUUUCUGGGUGUACUCAUUGAAUUCCGAUAAGUGGAGAAAACUUGGAGAUGAUAUCCCAGUCCCAAAAUUGGACAUGAUCUCUGAUGCUUCACGAAGAACACUCCCAGUUAUCAAUUCUGCUAUUCAUUGGAUGUUAUGUUCAUGGAAGAUAUACUUGUUUGAUUUAGUACAUGAGGUGUUUAGAGAGUUACCACCUCCUCCUGAAAAAGGAUGGUACAUUGAUCUUUUGGUGAUGGGAGGAUGCCUUUCUGUUUUCUGUUAUACCCGUAAAUUAUAUUCUUCGUUGGUCGAGAUGUGGGUGAUGAAGGAAUAUGGUGUCAAGGAAUCUUGGACUAAACAGCUAAUCGUUUUUAAUUAUCCAUAUGGUUGGAAGUAUAAACCAGUACAUGGUUGGGAUUAUAAACCAGUAGAAUUAUGGAACGAUGAUGAAAUUCUGUUCCAGUACAAUGAUAAUAAUAAGAAAAAUAAGCUAGUUUUGUACAACACCAGGAGCAAGACAGAAAGGAAUCCUGGAAUUCAUGGACUUCCAACUAUGUUCAAAGCAUUUGGACACGCAGAGAGUCUUGUUAUGCUCAAGAGUGCAGGGGGUAAUGGGCGAAAGGGAAAAGAAGAAGAAGAUGAUGAUUAA
This is a messenger RNA of Telopea speciosissima, 1229 nucleotides long. Its product is annotated as F-box/kelch-repeat protein At3g06240-like. The transcript has a single exon. The coding region runs from base 18 to 1229 and encodes 403 amino acids. Gene Ontology annotation, molecular function: protein binding. Lineage: Eukaryota; Viridiplantae; Streptophyta; Magnoliopsida; Proteales; Proteaceae. The record is from RefSeq and is a predicted model, not a curated record.